Gilbertella persicaria is the source of this 1989-nucleotide messenger RNA. RefSeq names its product pyridoxal phosphate-dependent transferase. The coding region runs from base 116 to 1651 and encodes 511 amino acids. NCBI's taxonomy places the organism in Eukaryota, Fungi, Mucoromycota, Mucoromycetes, Mucorales, Choanephoraceae. Gene Ontology annotation, molecular function: L-alanine:2-oxoglutarate transaminase activity; pyridoxal phosphate binding. The transcript is spliced from 4 exons. The record is from RefSeq and is a predicted model, not a curated record. Gene Ontology annotation, biological process: biosynthetic process.
CCGGAGUUUGUCAAGAAAGCUAGAGAUAACAAAGCGGUAUAAAUAUCAAAUCAAGUAGUUCCGCUUUUUACGUUUUUCUUUUUCACAUUCUUUUUUUUUUAAUAUAUUCCGCAUUAUGAUUAGAACCCUUCUCCGUACAACAAAGACUGGUUAUGUCCAAUUAAACCAACGCUCCAUCCGCUUUACUUCAACUGCUCCCAAGAAGGUCUUGACUGUUGAGACCAUGCAUCCUUUAGUCAGAAAUGUUGAAUAUGCUGUUCGUGGCGCCUUACCUAUUCGUGCUGAAGCUUUAAGUCAGCAAUUGAAGAAGGAUCCUUCCAAGUUAAACUUUGAGAGAGUCGUAUUCUGUAACAUUGGUAAUCCUCAACAACUCAACCAAAAGCCAAUCACGUUCUUUAGACAGGUUGCUUCUCUUUGUGAAAACCCAGAGUUAUUGAAAGCUGAAAACAGAGAACUUGUAUCUAAAUUAUAUCCUUCCGAUGCCAUUGCUCGUGCUGAAGUGUUGUUGAAGAACAUUGGUAGUAUUGGUGCUUACUCUCACUCCAAGGGUAUCACUCAUAUCCGUGAAAAUGUUGCUAAAUUCAUUGAACGUCGUGAUGGUUAUGCUGCUAAUCCCGACCACAUCUUCCUAACACAAGGUGCUUCUGAAGGUGUACAAAAAGUCAUUCAACUGUUGACUCAAGACAAGACAUCUGGUGUCAUGAUCCCUAUUCCUCAAUAUCCUCUUUAUUCAGCCACUCUCGCUUUAGUUGAUGCUGCACCUGUUCCCUAUUAUCUUAACGAAAAGGAAAAUUGGGGUUUGGGUAUUGAAGACCUUAAGGCUUCUGUUGAUAAGGCUCGUAAAGAAGGUGUUGAUGUUCGUGCACUUGUCAUCAUCAACCCUGGUAACCCCACUGGUCAAUGUCUAUCUGAAGAAAACAUUCGUGAAAUCAUCAAAUUUUGUCACGAGGAACGCAUUAUUUUGUUGGCUGAUGAAGUCUAUCAAACCAAUAUUUAUCAACCUAAACGUCGUCCUUUCCACUCCUUCAAGAAAGUAUUGAUGUCUAUGGGUCCUGAAUACACUAACCAAGAACUCUUUUCUUUCCAUUCUACUUCUAAGGGUAUGAUUGGUGAAUGUGGCCGUCGUGGUGGCUACUUUGAAUGCGUCAACAUUGAUCCCGAGAUUUUAGAACAAGUGUACAAAAUUUCUUCUGUCUCUUUGUGUCCCAAUGUCCACGGCCAAAUUAUGGUCGAUCUCAUGACUAAUCCUCCUGUUGAAGGCGAUGUUUCUUAUCCUCAAUAUAAGGCUGAAGUUGAUUCCAUUUACGAAUCUCUUCGUCGUAGAGCUAGUAAGCUCGCCAACAGUUUUAACAACUUGGAAGGUGUGACAUGUAAUGAAGCUGAAGGUGCCAUGUACUUGUUCCCUAGAAUCCGUUUGCCCAAGAAGGCUAUUGAAGCUGCCAAAGAAGCUAACAUGGCUGCUGAUACCUUUUAUGCUUUGAGCAUGUUGGAUGCCACUGGUGUGUGUGUCAUUCCUGGCUCUGGUUUCGGUCAAGAAGAAGGUACUUAUCAUUUCCGUUCUACUUUCCUUCCUGAAGAGCAUCUCUUUGAUAAAUUCUGUACAAGCCUCGAAGAAUUUCACAGUAGCUUCUUGAACAAAUACAGAGAUUAAACAUCAUUGUGUAUGUCUUUCUUUACCCUAUUUAACUUAGAAUCAUGUAAAAUAUUACUUUAGAAAUCAAAUUAAAAUAAAAAAGCAUAUGUUUUGAAGAUGCAAGUAAAAAUGAAGAUAAUUAGUGCCAGCAUGAAGGAAUAAGAGAACAUGCGAUUAAUUUCUGACCAUAAUGAAGGUGUGCAUCCGGCUCAAAAGGUACAGCAGUUCAAUGAAAUGAAUGUUAUCUUGUAUGGAGAAAAAACCAAUCGUCAAUGUAUAUUUAUACAUCUAACUUAGAUUGUUUCUUUCUUCUGCGUAUCUUUUAGAAUAAUUCGUUGAAUAGCAUUUCUACUUUG